CAACGUGUUUAACGACUGAUAGCCUCCCGGUUUCUUGCCUCCACUGUCCCGUAGCUUCUACACUCACUUUACUCCAACUUUCUACCAAAAAAGCCUAAGCCAUCAGCUAAUCUCCUUGUCAAUGGCCGAAAUAGACAACUCAAAAUCUCCAUCUUUAUCUGAGCAAUAUUUACUGAAAGAGAAAGAAGAGAAAUCCACCACCGUGGCAAAUCCAGUGGAAGAAACUGAGGUUAAGACCUCUUCAACUGCUCCAUCUGAGGAAGAGACUUCCAAAACUGAGGAAACCCCAGCGGUUAAGAGUAGUGAAGCUGUGCCAGCCACACCUGAAGAAAGCAGUGGAGCCUCUGACUCAACAACACCGGAAAUCAAUGAAGCCUCUCCUCCUGUAGAGGCUGCCAGUGAAGAAAGCACCAUAAGUACUGAAGAUGAUACUUCUGGGAAUGAGAAUCAAGAAUCAGCAGAUGAGACCCCUGAGAUUAAGCUUGAGACUGCGCCUGCUGACUUCCGCUUCCCUACUACAAAUCAGACAAGGCACUGCUUCACAAGAUAUGUUGAAUAUCAUCGAUGCAUAGCUGCAAAGGGUGAAGGUGCUCCUGAAUGUGACAAGUUUGCCAAGUAUUACCGAUCCCUUUGCCCUGGUGAAUGGAUUGAUAGAUGGAAUGAGCAGAGGGAGAAUGGCACCUUUCCAGGACCACUGUAAACCACCACAUAUUUUGGUUCCAACUCUACUGCAUCUGAACUCUCAAUUGAGAAGGGUGUUCUCUGUGAACAAAUUGUGAUCAAUAAAGUUGUCUUUCUAAUGGAACUAGUGUAAGGUUGUAACGAGUGAAUUGUUUAGGAUCCUUAGUCCUUAUGAUGACUUAAAGAGUACAAAUUUCUUUACUCGACUCUUAUACUUGUUGAUCAUCCAGUACAAUCUGGUACACUUCAAAUAUGUUCAGUCGGAGGAUCAACAUAUCCAGCAAUAAAGCCUUUUUUUUCCCA
Solanum dulcamara is the source of this 984-nucleotide messenger RNA. Its product is annotated as cytochrome c oxidase subunit 6b-1-like. The transcript has 5 exons. The record is from RefSeq and is a predicted model, not a curated record. Bases 122 to 700 code for a protein of 192 amino acids. Gene Ontology annotation, cellular component: mitochondrion; respiratory chain complex IV. Lineage: Eukaryota; Viridiplantae; Streptophyta; Magnoliopsida; Solanales; Solanaceae.